Messenger RNA from Mobula hypostoma (lesser devil ray), 9966 nucleotides. RefSeq names its product bcl-2-like protein 11. The record is from RefSeq and is a predicted model, not a curated record. NCBI's taxonomy places the organism in Eukaryota, Metazoa, Chordata, Chondrichthyes, Myliobatiformes, Myliobatidae. The coding region runs from base 1396 to 1920 and encodes 174 amino acids. The transcript has 4 exons.
UUCGGUAAAAAAAAUACGACGCCGUACAGAAAUAGGAUUGUGUGAAAACUGCUGUUAGAAUUUAUUCGGAUGCCUUUCAUCCUUUGCGGACUUUGAUCAUUUAAAAAAUAGGGUAAUGUUUUGAUUGGCGUAAUGAGUGCAGCUUUUGGAGAGGGAUGGGGGCGGACUUGUGCCUGUUUAUUGUCCAGCGACUGCAAAAUUCGCUGUACGGCAGAAUAACAAAACCACAUGCGGUUUACGUAGGCGACAGACCAAAAGUUGGAGAGUCGGGACUCUUUCUUCACACGCACCUAUAAGUCUAUGUCCACACUGCUAGAUAUAAUUUAAUAACACUUGCAUAAAGCCGCUGUAGGCGCAAUAACGCCUUGUGACUUUUUAAUUGUCUUUUGAACCCACAGUGCGUUUAAACUCUGAAUCACUCCCGCUUCAAGUAAAAUUAUUUUCAGCCUAACUUCCCCGUUUGCUUUUGAACUGCGAUUGAAAUAUUGUCACUAAAACCAUUUGUUUGUGUUUGGUUAAUUGCGGUGUCCAAGUAUGCGCGUUAACAAUGCACACUGAAAAAUCAGGAUUUACGUUGUCAUACCCAGCGUCGUUAUUGCCUGGAUGAGAGAGAAGUGAGAAAAGGAAAUCUGAAUUUGGUGUUUUAAGAACUUUAUUAAAAUAUUGGAAAUUGACGAAUUUUGAUUAGAUUGAAGCGAGGAUGGAUUUAGUAUAACAAUGCGUAUCGUGUAUAGUCAUGUUGAAUGCCGGGUUAUGGGCGUUGACGCUGUUUGGAGUAAACUCGCUGCAGUUAGGCAGCGCCGCAAACUGACUCUCUCUCUCUCCCUCGUUUCGUUGUGUGCGCCCCAUGACCCCGUGAGUCCCGCGAGCUCGUUUUGCGCAUGUGACAGAGCGCAGUGUGUAAACAAGCAACAAAAAAAAGGAAUGCGUGCGGCCAAUGGCGAGCGCCAGCAUCACGCCCCCGGGGCUCGCGCUGCCGGCCGGUUUGUGCGGCGCGCCGGGCCGGGCGCUGAUUGGUCCGCCAGCCCGCGCCGCCGUCCCAGACCUGUCAAUCAAACGCCGCUCUCGGGGUAAGCGGCGCUGGCCCCAGCGUGCUGUUUUGGAGAGAUUGCGGUCUCUCCGGAGGCGUCUGAAACUCGCAGACCAGACGACUGACGUGUACUGAGCUCUGGGAUCAGAGUGUCUUACGUUAGUUUGAAUCGUUACCCCUUCCCCUCAAAAUCAAGCCUCUAACAAUGUGCACAGAACGCAGAACUAAUCUCUACUGUAAUAGGACUGGAAGAGGUUGUUACAGUUGCGACGUUAUGCGUUACAGAAGGGGAAGAUGCAACCGUGUUCCGAGAAGUGAGUGUGCAUCCGACUGUGCCCAAACAACAUUCACAUUCCAAAUUUAGCAUGUCAAGAGGUGAGCUUUCUGAUCAAGGGAAUACCCCUACUAGCACACAGUGUGGAAGUGUUGAGUUCUCUUCAAACUUUGUUAUGACGUGUCCACUCUUUAAUACAAAUAUUUUGCGUGGACCACAUUCCUCUGUUGCCCCAUCACUACGAUACUCCAGUAGGUUGUCCAGUGGAUGCUAUUCUGUUGACGCGGACACCGGACAGAUGACCAAGCCCAUGGGCUGUGACAAGUCCACGCAGACUCCAAGCCCGGCUUGCCAAGCCAUCCACCAUGCGCAGGUCGCCUUGGCACAGCUACAGCAUUUGCAGAAUUGUGGGCGGAUGGAAAUCCAUGAAAUAUCUCAACCUGCGGCGAUGGACGUUGCACCUGAGGUAUUGAUCGGUCGAGAGUUGAGGAGGAUCGCAGACGAAUUCAAUCUUGUUUACCAGGCACCUAAUCGCAGACGUGCAAGGGCCCAUCGACCACCUAAUAACCAGAUCACAGGUCUUCGGCACUGGAUAAGUAUAUUGUUCAGGCGAUAGAUGAACAGCGUAUGAAGUACACCAGCUUUAUUGCUCAAAAACAGACAUUUUUUGAUAAUUUCAAUCUUUGCUUUUUCACUUUGGACAACAAAGCUUUCUUUCUUGCGUACAUACUGGCAUCGAAUUGCGGUAUUCUGAUGGGAGAGACAUAAACUCAGUGGCUCUAACAGCACGUCAUUUUACCGCACUGGAAGGCAUCAACCUUUUCAUCGUGACGUUGUCAGAAGGUGGUGGAUUAAUUUUGAGCACACGCAUUGUGUAAAACACAAAUGUUUCCUGCAAUUAUUGGAACCUGAGCCAACAAAUAUCAAGAACAUCCGUACGUUUCCCCCAAAACAAUCAAAUACAAUCCGAAUUGUUUUUAUAACUCGCCCUUUUUUUUAAUGUAACUGAAAAUGAUCCAGCCUUGAGAUGCCUAGAAAUGUAUUGGUUGUAAGUUAUUUUGAACUAUUUAUUAGACGUAGAACAUCUUGUGUUUAUCUGCUUUGUUUCCCCAUUCCCUCUUUUCUCCACCAUUUUUCUACUGCACCACUUCUGCAUUUAGUUACCAGACUGAGCCAGAAAGCACUCUGGCUGCAGUUUUUUUUAUUUUCAUAGUGUUUUAAUUCUGCUUAUUAUUUAAUUUCUUGUAUUUCCAUACGUUAUGUUGGAUGACCCAGUGUAAAUGUAGCAAAAUGUUAAACAAUUCCCUACCCCCUGGCUUUUACCCAUCCUUCAACCUGCUAAAACAUACUUGUUUUUUUUGCCCUGCAUUUUAAUUUUAUUUUCCUUCCUUGCACUGAUGACUUGCCAAAUAUCUGAAGGGGAAUUAACAUUUUUAACUGUGCAAUAAUGUUGUACAUACCUGCAUCUUUGGAAAAUAUGUUUAUGAAGUCGUUUUUUCUUGUAAUAAAUCUGAAGUUUCGAUAUAGCUUUGCAUUUAAUCCUCUGUAGUUUUAUUAGCAUCGGCCACUGGUGUGAAUACUAGCAAAGGCAGCAAAGUUCAGGGCCUCCAGUACUCAUUUGAACUAAGCUUAGCUAAGGCAUUGUACAGGGUGGGGAAAAUGUAUGAAUGGACCAAGAACAACUAUCGAUAAUAAUAUGAUUCUAAUUUCUGUUUUGGAUCAAAAAGCUUCUGUUUUCAGCUACAGAUCAGCCACAGAGAAAAAAAAUAUUUUCUUCAUUUCCCACAUUCUAAAAAUUUUAUCCUGCAACAAGAGUAAUAAUCCAAAAGCAGAAAGUUUGCAGAUGCUAAAAAGCUAAAAUAGAAACAUUUUGGAAACACUCAGAAAAUCAGGCAACAUCUGCCAUGAGGGGGAAGAACAAGACUGCUGUCUCUGGUUGACCUUUCAUCAGAUGUGAUACAUGCCAUUUGCACACACUGCUGUUUAAUUAAUGACUAAAUGCCCCAGCACUUGUGUUUUUUUCCCCUAAGCCCAUAAAACAUAGGAACAAAGUCAGCCAAUUUGGCCCAUUGAGUCUGCUUUAUCUUUCCAUCAUGGCUGCUUUACUAUCCCUCUCAACCCCAUUCGCCUGCCUUAUCCCCUUAACCUUUCAUGCCCCUCCUCUGCCUUUAAGUAUAUCCAAUGACCUGGCCUUCACAGCUGCCUGUGGCAACACAUCCCACAGAUUCACUACCCUCUGUCUAAAGAAAUUUCUCCUUAUCUCUGUUUUAAAUGGAUGUCCCCCUAUACUAAGGUUAUGCCCUCUAGUCCUAGAUUCAUAAUCCUUACCAAUCUUAUUUGCACUUGUAGGGAGAGACUAGCCAAUUCUGCUACCAAAAGAGGUUCCUAGAUUCCCAUUUGGCUGUAUUUUUCAUUUAUACUCUCCUAUUCUCGCAGCAGACAAUGCAGUUUCUUUGCGUUAGUCUCACCAACACUUUUUUAAACAUUUCCUGCCCAUUCCUCAACCUUUGGUCCUCAAUUCAUUUGUCAUAAUACAAGCCAGUAAGCUUAUAGAAGCUUUAAAGCACACGUGCAAGGCAGUCACAUCCAUUGUGCAGUGUCAGUACUGUUUCUGACCAUAACACGGACCCUUCGAUCUUCCAGCCUUUUGGAAUUCCAACAGCCUCACAGAUCAACCUACUUGCAUCCUGUCCACAGAUUUUCUGACUGCAGUUCCUAAUUUCAUCUCACUUUAGAAAAUAUACCUUAUUGUCUGCCUGUACUGCACUUUCUCUAACUGUAACACUUGCAUCAUUAUUGUUUUCCCUUGCACUACUGCUAUGCAUUGGUGCAAUGGAAUUUUUUAUAUGGAUGGCAUACAAAACAAAUACAAUGUUAAAUCAAUUUACUAAUUUACAUACACACACAUUGUUCAGAGAUCUUAAUGUUAAACUUUGAUUUAAUUUUCUAUAUUAUUGAGCACUUGUUCGAUAUGUACUCGUGGCAAUAUUAAUUUCCCGUUCUAUCUCAAUCAGUGGUCCCUAUAAACUUGGCUGAACUGCCCUCGUCUUUCGUGGUGGAUGUUGAAGGUCCAGAACCAAUCCCUGGACAUAGUACUUAUUACUUCCGAGCACAGUACUUUCUUUAUUUUCAAUCAAACUCUUCUGUUGCAGUCAAACACCAAACGCUUGCUGAGCACCACUGCCCAUUCUGUGCAGAAUCAUGUUUACUAUUAAUGUCUUAUAUGAGACUUUGUUACGCCUCUCCAGGAAUUGCACUCAGAUUUUGGUAAGAUAACUUUGUGGACAAGUAGCUGUUCCUAGGUCUUAACCAUCACUGGAUUACAUAUGACACAUUAGCUAUCUAAUAGAUUUAUAGAACAGUACAGCACAGGAACAGGCCCUUUGAUCUGCAAUGUGGGGCUGAACCAGCUAAAAAGUAAAUCGAAAACGAAUAUCCCCCCCCCUUACAAAAUGUCCAUAUCCUUCCAUCUUCCUCCCAUUCAUGUGCCUAUCUAAACACCUCUUAAAAGCCUCCACUGUAUCUGCCUCCACCACCAUAUCAUCUGAAGAAGAGAGGAUUUCAGGAAGGACAUUUACUUCUGAAAGAUGAUGGAUGUGUUGAUAGCUCUAGAUCAGGGGUUCCCAACCUGGGGUCUUUCGACCCCCUGGUUAAUGGUAGGGGUCGAUGGCAUAAAGAAAAAGGUUAGGAUCCCCUGCUCUUGAGUAUGUUUUUCUAUUCAUGGUCAAUUGUUCCAAGUGGAAUACUGUCAUCCACUUAUUAUUUACUUGAAAGUGGGUUUCAAUGUAUUUUUGAACAAAACCAUUAUUCACUAAAAGCUUUAAAGUUAAGUUGGGAACUGAAUAAUUGUGCACAACUUGUGACCAAAUGUACUUUUUAUUGCAGACAUCAUGUGAGUCUUAUUUCUCUGUUUAUUUUAAGGUGCAUAACCUUUAAUAUCUUAGAUUGUCUAUACAAAAACUAUUUUAAACUGCAAAGGGAAACAAAAAUAUGACAGCUUGAAACUGAAUUGGGUUAAAUUUCAUCCGAGUGGGUGGAAAGUACUUUCAGUUCCAAAUCAAUGUUUUUGAAUGCAUUACAUUGUGGUUGUACUAAAGAAUGCAAUAAGGAUUUGAAAUAUGGAUUUACUCCCAAGUAUUCAGUGAUACAUUUAUUAUAAUAGUGUCUUGUUAACUGUAGAUUGUGUACUGUUGCACUUGCACAACCAACAAAGUCGGUAUUUUGAUAGUUCCCUAGAGGAAAAAGUUCAGAAUAAAUUUUGAUAAGAAUAAUGCACCUCACUGAGGGUGUAUUUAGAGUACUGCAAUCUCAAGUUAUUGAUCUGCUGAAUAAAUCCCCAGCUAUGUGUUGAGUUUUCAUGAUCACAUAGCUAUCACCCAUCAAAAAUCAAAACUAUAGUUCAUUUUGGGUUUAUUUUGUCGUAAUGACGUGUACUCAGGCUAUGUGUACCUUGAGAAGCCUGCAUAAAAAUGUCUCUGGAGUCCUCUUGGAGAUAAUAUUGUCCUGAUGAAAGGAAGUGUGUUUCUCCAUAAAUGUUGCUUGACCUAUUACAGAUUUUCAGCAUUUUAUGAUUUAUGACAUCUGGCUUUAAUGACUCAGCUCCAAUUCAGAAGUAGGCAAGACUUCAUUUUUUGAUACUGGCCUUAAAACAAAAUCCCAAGUUUAGUUGCCCAAUUCUUGGUACCUGUAGACAGAAGUUUAGCUUUCUGAAUCCAUAUUCCAAAAAGUCUCAUUCACAUCCACCUUGCAUAAGAGAUAAACCUAUUUCCUUCUGUAUCUUUCUUUGACGGCAAUGUAACUUUAUCACAAAUAUCAGUUCUGUGUCACUUUAAGUCAGAAUCUGCCAUUUCUAUAUUGAUGCAGAGUCUACAGAGUUGAAAUUGAGGUCAGAGUUGCCUAUUUGCUCUUGAGAAAACAAUCAUGGCGUAAAGACCUGGGAAAAUUGGUUAAAGAGAUACAGGGCUGGAGAAGGGGAAGUCUGAUACAAGAGAACAGAAGGCCCUGAAAGAUAGGGAGGAGCACAAGUGGGAGAUGGGAGAUGAGAGGUGGGCAAGGAGACAAGGUGAGAGAGGGAAAAGGUGGUGGGGGAGGGGGCAUUACCAGAAGUCUGAGAAAUUGAUGUUCAUGCAAUCAGGUUGGAGACUACCCAGACGGAAUACAAGGUGUUGCUCCUCCAACCUAAGUGUAGCCUCAUCAUGACAGUGGAGAAAGCCAUGGAUAGACAUACUUGAAUGGGAAUAGGAAGUGGAAUUAAAAUGGGUGGCCACAGGAAAAUUCUGCUUUUUCUGGCAGUAGGUGCUCAGCGAAGCGGUCUCCCAAUCUAUGUUGGGUCGCACUGACAUACAGGAGGCCACACCGAGAGCACCAGACACAGUUUAUGACCCCAACUGACUCAUGGGUGAAGUGUUGCCUCACCUGGAAAGACUGUUUGGGGUCCUGAAUAGUAGAGAGGGUGGAAUUAUACGGGCAGGUGUAGCACUUGUUCCACUUGCAAGGAUAAGAUCAGUGGGGAAGGAUAAAUGGACAAGAGAAUCAAGUAGGGAGCGAUCCCUGCGGUAAGUGGAAUCAGAGGGGUAUGGGGAGGGAAAGAUGUGCUUGGUGGUGGGAUCCUGUUAGAGAUGGCAGAAGUUGCGGAGAAUUAUGUGCUGGACGUGGAGGCUGGAGGGAUGGUAGGUGAGGGCGAGAUGAACCCUAUUUAUGGUAGGGUGGCAAGAGGAUAGGGUAAACCCAGGCACGCAUGAAAUGGAAGAGAUAGAGUUGAGGGCAGCCUUGAUAGUAGAGGAAGAGAAGACCCGUUCUUUGAAGGAGGACAUCUUUGUUCUGGAAUGAAAAGCCUCAACCUGGGAGUAGAUGCAGCAGAGACGUAGGAACGUAAGUUACAGCCUGCAGGAAGAACACAGUUCCAUUUGUUGCUCCAGAUUCCAGCACCUGCAGUCUUUGUGUCUCCAUAAAUGCAAGUUAUUCUUGGUCAGGGAAGCCUGAACAACCGACACUACUCAUUACAAGAACAUCACAACAAAACAGUUCUAACCUAACCUAUGAUUUCCCUCCCAAUCAAAGGAAAGGGCAACUUGCUUCAAUGUUUCUCAUCUCCAAAUGCCAGUUGGAACUUUGCAGUCAGUAGCAGGGUUUACAUAUCCAAGCUCAACUGUCAACCAAAUGUAGGCUGUAAUAAUCUUAACAAUUUGACUGUUUUAUGGAGAACUUCAUUGACUGGAUAACUUGUGAGAAUCUCAAAUGAAACUGUAUAAUAGGUUGGGUGGGGGAGGGGUGGUUGAACCCGUUGCAGAUGUCAAAACUUUGGCUUAUGGUCUCUGGGCUCAAACAGACAUCAAUAUUCCUCUGGAUUUGGCCCAUACAACAGUAGAAUUUCCACUGCUAUCUCCAACACUCCACUGAGGAGGAGAAGCUGGGAGGUGAUAGGUGGAAAAGGUAAAAAGCUGAAGAAGAAAUCUAAUAGAUGUGGACUAUGGGAGAAAGGGAAGGAAGAGGGACAUAAGAGAGUGGUGACAGGCAGGUGAGGAGAAGAGGUAAGAGAGAAUGGGGAAUGGAAGUAGAUGGGGGAGAAGUUACUGGAAGCUAGAGAAAUCAAUAUUCAUGCUGUCAGAUUGGAGGCUACCCAGAUGACAUAAUGAGGUGUGGCUCCUCCAACUUGAGAGUGGCCUCAUUGUGGCUGACAUGUAAGAAUGGAAAAAGGUAGUGUAAUUAAAGUUGUUGAAAUCGUGCUCAUUGCGGAUGGAGCAAGGUGCGCCAACAAAACGGUCCCCCGAUCUAUGUCGGGUCCACUGAUAUAGAGGAGACUGUACUGGGAGCACCAGAUAAGGUAAAUGACCCUGACAGACUCACAGAUGAAGUAUUCACUCAUGUGGAAGGACUGUUUGGGGUCCUGAAUGGAGGUGAGGGAGGAGGUGCAUGGGCAGGGGUAGCAUGACUUCCACUUGUAGGGAUAAGUACCAGGAGGGAGAUCAGUGGGGAGGGAGCAAUCCCUGUGAAAAGCCGAGAGUAUGGAGGUGGGGGAAGUAAAGACAUGUUUGAUGGUAGGAUCCCUUUGAAGAUGAGAAGAUAGAGGCAAAAAAAUCAAGAAAGGGGAGAGAAGUGUCAUAAAUGGAUAAGUGAAUUUAUGGCAGGGUGGAAGUUGGAGACUAAGUUGAUUAAAUUGACCAGGCUCAGCAUGGGUGCAUGAAGCAGCACCAAUGCAGAAAAAUGUAGUGCAGGAGGAGUUGGGAGUGUUGGAUCAUUAAUCUUUUCACAUAGCCAACGAGAAGGCAGGUAUAGCUGGGGUCCAUGUCAAUGCCCAUGGCUGCAGUUUAGCUUUGGAGAAAGUGGGAAAGGCUGAAAGAAAUCGUUGUGUGAGGACCGGUUUUGCCAAUGGAGGAACGUGUAGAGGUGGAGGGGAACUGGUUAAGUGUUGUCUAGAAAGAAGCAGAGAGUUUUAAGACUUUUUGAUGGGGUAUAGAUGUGUAUAGGGACUGGACAUCUAGCGUGAAAAUGAGAUGAUCAGAGACCUGGGCAAGUUGAAGAGAUAGAGAGCACAUGAAGUGUCAUGGAUGCAGGUGGGAAGAGGGAGUUGAGGUGUACGGAUACAUCAGUGGGACAGGAGCAGGCAGAAACAAUGGGGUACCUGGACAGUCAGAUUUGUGAAUCUUGGGUAGGAGGUAGAAAGUAGCAGUGUGGGGUAAGGGAACUAUGAGGUUGAUGGCUGUGAAUUGGAGAUCUUAAGAGUUGAUGAGGUUGGUGAUGGUGUGGGAUGCAAUGGCUUGAUUGUCCUGUGUGGGGUUCUCUUCAAGGAGUAAGUAAGAGGAGGUAUCUGAGAGCUGCUGCCUGGCCUCAGCAAGGCAGAGGUCAAACCACCAGACCAUAGGAGCACCCUCCUUAUCUGCAGGUAUGAUGGUGAGGUUAGGAUUAGUGUGGAGAGAGUGGAGUGCAGUGCGUUCAAAGAGACAUCAGCAGUUUCAACUUCAACACUCCUCUCUCUUACUUGAACCUUACCCCCCACCUCCAUUCAUAGAAACAUAGAAACAUAGAAAAUAGGUGCAGGAGUAGGCCAUUCGGCCCUUCGAGCCUGCACCGCCAUUUAUUAUGAUCAUGGCUGAUCAUCCAACUCAGAACCCAGCCUUCCCUCCAUACCCCCUGACCCCUGUAGCCACAAGGGCCAUAUCUAACUCCCUCUUAAACAUAGCCAAUGAACUGGCCUCAACAGUUUGCUGUGGCAGAGAAUUCCACAGAUUCACCACUCUCUGUGUGAAGAAGUUUUUCCUAAUCUCGGUCCUAAAAGGCUUCCCCUCUAUCCUCAAACUGUGACCCCUCGUUCUGGACCUCCCCAACAUCGGGAACAAUCUUCCCGCAUCCAGCCUGUCCAAUCCCUUUAGGAUCUUAUACGUUUCAAUCAGAUCCCCCCUCAAUCUUCUAAAUUCCAACGAGUACAAGCCCAGUUCAUCCAGUCUUUCUUCAUAUGAAAGACCUGCCAUCCCAGGAAUCAAUCUGGUGAACCUUCUUUGUACUCCCUCUAUGGCAAAGAUGUCUUUCCUCAGAUUAGGGGACCAAAACUGCACACAAUACUCCAGGUGUGGUCUCACCAAGGCCUUGUACAACUGCAGUAGUACUCCCUGCUCCUGUACUCGAAUCCUCUCGCUAUAAAUGCCAGCAUACCGUUGGCCUUUUU